ACUGCUGCGCACCCCUGUUUUACAGCCAUGGCAUCUGAGAGCCACUCUCACGAUCACGGCCAUGGCCACGACGACGACUACGGUCAUGGCCACAGCCAUACUCACGGAGGUGGACACGGAAAAGAAGAACAUCCAGCAGAUUCGCAGAACCCGACCUUCGCAGAACACGGCCACACUCACGAACACAUGGACCACCCGGGCUUCUUCGCUGACCGUGAGCCCCCCCAGCCCGACCGCGCUCUCGCAGAGCGUUCUUAUACCGUGGGCAUCGGCGGACCGGUGGGAAGCGGGAAGACUGCGCUGAUGCUGGAGCUGUGCAAGCUGCUUCGCGACGAGUUGAGCAUAGGGGCGGUGACAAACGACAUCUUCACUCGCGAGGACGCCGAGUUCCUGACGAAAAACUCCGCCCUUGAGGAGGGGAGGAUUCUCGCUAUCGAGACUGGAGGGUGCCCCCACGCGGCCAUCCGAGAAGACAUCAGCGCCAACCUCGGGGCAUGCGAAACGCUGACCGCCAGGCAUGAGACCGACAUCAUCCUCGUCGAGUCGGGGGGGGACAACCUCGCCGCGAACUACAGCCGGGAGCUGGCGGACUAUAUUAUCUACGUUAUCGACGUCGCCGGGGGGGACAAGGUGCCCAGAAAGGGCGGGCCGGGCAUCACCCAGUCCGACCUGCUUGUCAUCAACAAGACCGACCUAGCCGAGGCCGUAGGCGCGGAUUUGGAGGUCAUGCGGCGCGAGGCGAAGGUGAUGCGAGGGGAAGGAGACACUAUCUUCGCGCAGGUCAAGAAGGGCGUCGGGGUGGGGGAGAUCAAGGCACUCAUCCUCAAGCACUACGAGGCCGCCAAGGAUUCAGCGGCCAGCACGUAGCCGCGCUCGCCCUUGUGCGUGAUUAGUGCAGGGAGAGCGCGCACGCGCGCCCGAGGGGUGGACUGGGUAAGAGUCGUAUCUAGGAAUAUACGUGACUUCGAGUGUACCAGUGGUAUUAUAUUCGCUCUUUCUGUUUUAGGCGUUACACUAGUGAGAAGUGUGGUGUGCAACAUUUGUGGAGUGGGCGGGAAUGGUCUUUCAAGAUAUGGGCUUGGUUUGGAAGAGGUUUCUGAUCGGUCGGUCCGAGGCCAUGUAUGAACAUAGGGCGAGGGAUGUAAUCUACAGGGGGGGGCUGCGUCGGAACCACAGCAACUUUAGGGCCCAAAUCGUCUGCCCCGCGUCUCGGACAAUCGUGGAUAUUCUCGUUUGGGCAAACAGGCGGCCCAAGUGCAAGAACUACAGAUGCCCGCCGAAGAACACAGGGAUUCUCCUGGGGGAUCGCUUCGUACCAGCGAAACAUCACCGCGUCGAUGUUUAUGUCUUUCGAGCAAGACGUUCGAGUACACCGGGGUGCUUUCCGCAAACGCGCGGGCCCUACACAUUGUAUGCCCAUGUGGACGGCUCACCAUAACCGCACUGCCCUAGAGACGACCAAUCACAGGAUGCAGCCAUCU
This is a messenger RNA of Ectocarpus sp. CCAP 1310/34, 1481 nucleotides long. NCBI's taxonomy places the organism in Eukaryota, Phaeophyceae, Ectocarpales, Ectocarpaceae. The record is from the annotation of a GenBank genome assembly.